Molecule: messenger RNA, 645 nt
Organism: Protopolystoma xenopodis
Lineage: Eukaryota; Metazoa; Platyhelminthes; Monogenea; Polystomatidea; Polystomatidae
Source: the annotation of a GenBank genome assembly
GACCAGGCUAAUUUAUCCCAAUCCUCCGGCGAAUCUUCUGUUUUAUUCGAGGCGGCAAGCCUCCUUCUUAUGCCUCUCGACAUUAUCUCUCGGCAGCUCGGCUCAAUUCGGCCUCUUGGUACCUCCGAUCCUCCUUGUGGGCCUGAUGCUAACACUGAAGGUCUAUCCACAAACAUUUCCACCCUACAUUUUAUGCUUGGCGAUGUGUCUCACGGUCACCCAACUGCACAAAUGGCCUCAGUCAACUUGCUUGAUCGACUACUGAGUCUAUUUUCCGUACCGAUCGAUGCAGGUUCAGCUGAUGGCAGUAGGACCAAGCGUAGCCUUCCCUUCUCAGGAGUCACGGCUAAGAAGUUACUUGAAGAUUUAUUUAAGCAAAACAUCUUGGAGUAUUUAAUUGACAGACUAACAAACGAGCUCAGUCUGCUUGAGAAACAUUUGCUGGGCCAGACGCUUACAGACAAAUUAGACAGCAGUGAUGGUGCUUCAGUUACUGGGAUUCAAUUUUCUGGUGGCAAACAAACUACUACUGCUGCUUCCGCUUCUGCCUUCUUCUUCUCCCAAGUGGUCCUUGCUUUCUUCUGUCGCAUAGCCACCCACCCACACGGAGCAAAGGUAUGUGAACCAUUGUGCGAUGUUAUUUAA